Nicotiana tabacum (common tobacco) is the source of this 2862-nucleotide messenger RNA. RefSeq names its product cyclic nucleotide-gated ion channel 17. Gene Ontology annotation, molecular function: monoatomic ion channel activity. The record is from RefSeq and is a predicted model, not a curated record. NCBI's taxonomy places the organism in Eukaryota, Viridiplantae, Streptophyta, Magnoliopsida, Solanales, Solanaceae. Gene Ontology annotation, cellular component: membrane. Gene Ontology annotation, biological process: transmembrane transport; monoatomic ion transport.
ACUAACUUCCUCAUUCACUUCCUCUUCGCACUUCCCAUUUAUUCGUCAGAAUUUAUCAGAACUCUGCAAAUCUUAAAACAGACACCACCAAAGAACUUGCAAAGAAUGUUUUAUUUUUCUCAUUUAAAUUAGAUUCUUGAUUAAAGGGCUUUUUGGGUAUUUUUCAGUUGUAGUUCACUGUUGUGCUUUGCCCACUUUUUCUUAAGACUUGUGUUUGUUUGUGUUCACAUUAGAAGGGGAAAAUAGACUGGAAGAUUUAAAAGAGUAAAGGGUUUUGAAAAAAACCAUUUUCUUGGGUUUAUUGUUUCCCUUCUUGGGAUGGAGCUAAAGAAGGAGAGAUUUGUAAGGUUCUACUCCGGUGAAAAACAACAGGGUGGCUUUUUGGGAGGAAAAGCAGACAGUUCAAACUUAGAGAAAUCAUCUUCGGGAUAUAGAUAUUCAUCUCCUUUAUACUCUGAUGGCAGAUAUAAAGUCAAUGAUACCCUUAAAUUUGGGAGGUCUAAGGUGUAUCCUGAGGACCACAACGGGUCAUGGAGGAAGCGAAUACUUGAUCCGGGGAGUGAUAUUGUAAUCCAAUGGAAUAGGAUUUUCAUUAUAUCUUGCUUGCUGGCUUUGUUUGUUGACCCGUUGUACUUCUUUUUGCCCAUCAUACAAGGAACUAAAGAGUCGAGUUGUGUGAAAUCAGAUUUGAAUUUGCGAAUUGUUGUCACCAUUUUCCGAACUAUAGCUGACUUUUUCUAUCUGUUACAUGUGUUCAUUAAAUUCCGGACUGCUUAUAUUGCCCCAAAUACAAGGGUAUUCGGGAAGGGUGAGCUUGUCAUGGAUCCUAAAAAGAUUGCUCUCAGAUAUUUAAGAUCAGACUUUUUUGUUGAUCUGAUUGCAACCCUUCCUCUGCCUCAGAUGGUUAUCUGGUUUAUUAUACCAGCGACAAGAAGCCAGCAUGCUAAUCAUAACAAUAAUGCCCUAGCGCUGAUUGUCCUACUUCAGUAUGUUCCCAGAUUGUAUCUUAUAUUCCCAUUAAGUUCACAGAUUAUCAAAGCAACUGGAGUUGUCACAAAAACUGCUUGGGCAGGGGCUGCAUAUAAUCUACUUCUCUACAUGUUGGCCAGUCAUGUUAUAGGGGCAGCAUGGUAUUUGCUUUCAGUUGAUCGAUAUACUUCAUGUUGGAAAUCAAUAUGCCGAAAUGAAAACAGCUCUACGCAGUGUGUGCUUCGCUACUUGGAUUGUGAUACUUUUGACCAAAAUACUCGUAAGAGUUGGGCAAAUAUCACCAAGGUUUUUGAAAGUUGUGAUCCUGAUGGGGAUAGUACUUUCAAAUACGGAAUAUUUGAAAGCGCAGUUAAAAAGGAUGUUGUCUCCUCAAGGUUUAUGGCAAAGUACUUCUAUUGCUUGUGGUGGGGCUUACAACAACUGAGUUCUUACGGGCAGAAUUUGUCAACGAGUACAUUUAUUGGGGAGACAUCCUUUGCUAUACUUAUUGCAAUUUUGGGUCUGGUUUUGUUCGCACACCUUAUUGGGAAUAUGCAGACAUACCUGCAGUCUUUGACGGUGAGGCUCGAGGAAUGGAGACUCAAGAGAAGAGAUACUGAAGAGUGGAUGGAGCAUCGUCAACUUCCAGAAGAUUUGAGAAAGCGGGUUAGGCGUUUUGAUCAAUAUAAAUGGGUUGCUACUAGAGGAGUAGAUGAAGAGACAAUUUUGCAUGGUCUGCCUACUGAUCUUCGUCGUGACAUCCAACGUCAUCUUUGCCUGGACCUUGUCCGACGGGUUCCAUUUUUCUCCCAAAUGGAUGAUCAAUUACUUGAUGCAAUAUGCGAACGUCUAAUCUCGUCCUUAAGCACCGAAGGCACCUAUAUCGUCCGUGAAGGAGAUCCAGUUACAGAGAUGUUAUUUAUCAUCAGAGGUAGGCUCGAGAGUUCUACUACAAAUGGUGGUAGGACUGGUUUCUUCAAUUUCAUCACAUUGAGGCCUGGAGAUUUUUGCGGAGAGGAGCUACUCGCUUGGGCUUUGCUUCCAAAAUCAACUGUGAACUUGCCUUCUUCAACCAGAACAGUCAGGGCACUUGUUGAGGUGGAAGCAUUCGCGUUGAGAGCCGAGGAUCUCAAGUUUGUCGCUAACCAGUUUAGACGUCUUCAUAGCAAGAAGCUCCAGCAUACAUUCCGGUUCUACUCUCACCAUUGGCGUACAUGGGCAGCAUGUUUCAUACAGGCUGCAUGGAGGCGACACAAGCGGAGGACAAUGGCGAAAGAUCUUGCAGCACUUGAGUCAUUUGCUCUGGAUGAGAGAACGGUCGAUGAGACAGAACAAAGUGAGGAGCAAGAUCAAGGUAACGCUAGCUCAAAUCCAUCCCCGAGAAUAUCCCACCUUGGAGUCACAAUAUUGGCUUCGAGAUUUGCUGCAAACACAAGAAGAGGAGCUCAAAAGCUUAAAGAUGUACGUUUGCCUAAGUUACAAAAACCUGAAGAGCCUGAUUUUUCAGCUGAGCCUGAUGACUAGUAACUUGCAUCAGGUAGAUAUAUCCUACAGCUAAUAGUUUUCAUUCAGAUAUCGAUAAGAUGACCAAUUCUAAAAAUGAAGUUUUCUGUAAAACGUUCUUGCACUCGGAUCAUCGUUGUAAAUGUGGAAAAACGUGUUUCUAGACGAUAGAGAGUGCUGUAACCUGAGAAGUUUUGGCAAGGGAAUGCGGGACCGGUUUUUUUCCUUUUUGGUUAAUGUAAUUGUAUUUAAUAGUAGUAGGUUUUUCAGUAGCAGGAUGCUCUUCUGUACUAUAUAAACUAAAUAACUUCUUGAGUUAUCUGUAAAAGCUCUCUUUUAAGAGUUGCUAGUUCCAUACUACCAGUAAAUAAGCAUUUUAUUCAAAUUUUA